AUAAAUGUGGAAGUAUUUGUAUUUCUUCUUUCUGUAUUUAAUAUUAGUAGAAUUAUACGUUUUGUGAGCCUUGAAUUCAAUAAGACCAACUAGUUGAGAGUGUGUUAACAUAGAGUCGAGCAGAAGAAUUUUUCUGAUAAUUUGUGCAAUUAAUUUUUUUUUAUAGUAAGUUUUCAGAAAAUUGCGGUACAUUUAGGAAUUUCAAGCGAUUAACAAUUUCACAUCAACAUUCUUAGAUUACUCAUUUCUUGCACAUUUAUUGAGCGUUUUUUUAAGUUAAAUAAAAAUAUCUUACAAUGUCUACAGUUGAUAAAGAGGAAUUGGUGCAAAAGGCAAAACUUGCUGAACAAUCCGAAAGGUAUGAUGAUAUGGCGCAGGCAAUGAAAUCAGUUACAGAAACCGGAAAUGAAUUAUCUAAUGAAGAAAGAAAUCUAUUAUCUGUGGCGUACAAGAACGUAGUAGGAGCCCGUAGGUCAUCAUGGAGAGUAAUUUCUUCAAUUGAACAGAAAACGGAAGCUUCUGCUAGGAAACAACAAUUGGCCAGAGAAUAUAGGGAACGUGUGGAAAAAGAACUUAGGGAAAUUUGUUAUGAAGUCUUGGGUCUUUUGGAUAAAUAUCUUAUCCCUAAAGCGAGUAAUCCAGAAAGCAAGGUAUUUUACUUGAAAAUGAAAGGUGACUAUUACAGGUAUUUAGCAGAAGUUGCUACUGGGGAUGCACGUAAUACUGUAGUUGAGGAUUCUCAAAAGGCGUAUCAAGAGGCUUUUGAUAUUGCAAAAAAUAAAAUGCAACCAACACAUCCAAUUCGAUUAGGCCUCGCUUUAAAUUUUUCGGUGUUCUAUUAUGAAAUUAUAAACUCACCAGCGAGGGCUUGCCAUUUAGCAAAACAGGCGUUUGAUGACGCGAUAGCUGAGUUGGAUACCCUUAAUGAAGAUUCAUAUAAAGAUUCAACACUUAUUAUGCAAUUACUAAGAGAUAAUCUAACAUUAUGGACGUCGGAUACGCAAGGAGAUGGAGACGAGCCCCAGGAGGGCGGUGACAACUAACCAAAUUAAAUAGUUUCUUUUAAUUAAAGAAUUAUAAAAGAAGCAGGCAAAAAUAAAAAAAAAUAAAACAAAAAUUAUAUUUAAUAUUUUUAAACCUGCAUAAUAAUACAAGGCAUUAAAACCAAACGGUAUUUUCAAUUUUUUUCGUAAGCGACUUAUUAUCAAUGAUAAAAAACAAAUCAGAUAAAAUUUUGCUGAUUGAAUGUGAAAAUUAAAAGAAAACACAUUGUAUUGUUUAAUUUUUUUGUUUAAAUUUUUUAAAUUUUUUAACAUUAUAAAUAUCAAGAUACAAUUCACUUCUUAUAAGUGAAAUUAAUCUUUUCUGAAAAUGCGUCUAAAAUCGAUGUAUGAUAUAUUUUUUUAAUAUACAUAUAUACAUAUGAAAUUAGUUUCAUAAUAUAUAAAAAUGAAUUGUAAUUUUUGUACAUUUUUUAUAUUUUGUUAAAGAUAAAUAUGUAUAUUUUCUUUUGUUUAAAAAGGAAAAUUUUAACACGAUAAGUUUAAUAACAAAAAGCAGGGGUAUGUUUAACUCUUUUUAUAACCAUGUUUUGAAAAGUUUCAAGCUGUAAAAAGAAAGAAAUGUAUGAAAUAUUUUAAAUAUAGAAAUUGCUUAUCUAAAAACCUUUAAAUUUGCAGCAGUCAAUAAUACAUAAACUAACAGUUUUUAUUACUACUCAAAAAAUUACUCAAAAAUGGUUGAAAUUAAAAGGCUUACUAAACGAAUUUCCAGUUUCUAAUUGUAUGAAAUUAAAAUAUUUCGAAAUUUUAUUAUUUUACAUACCUAUAUGUUACACCUUUCAAGAAUUAGAAAAAUCAAACUCAGUUAUGUAAGCCCAAAUUCUGUAUAAUUUUUUGCACAUAAUUGAGGUGUAAAUAAUACACGCGUCAAAUAUGCAUUUGCAUAAUAUAUAUUAUACAUACAUAUGUAUAUAUUUGGUGAAAUAUAUUUGAUGAUAUAUGCAAGUAUACAUACAUGGUCAAUGUGUACAAAUGCAUGUAGACAUAUAUGUAUGUAUGCAAACAUAUGCAUAGCUAAUCACAAAAGUUUCCGUAAGAUCAAGAAAUUAAUUGCUUUAACAAAUUUUUUUUAAACAAAAAUUUAGUCUGAGACUGAUUUUAAUGUAGGUUUCUGAAUACAAUUCUUUAUUUUAUUAACGUUAAAGCUGAAAAGAAUAAUUAAUUUUUCGAUUAAAAUCUCACUUUUCAUGAUUUAAAUAUUCACGCGCGGAAUUUUUUGUGAUUAUUUGCGAUAUAAUGUUCACAUAAUGUAAGAUUGUACUUAUAUGUAGAUGAAAAUGAAAGUAAAUAAUAACUUACAUUAUAUACUUACAUGUAUAUAUAGUAUAUAUAAAUGUAUGUAAAAUGUUCUAUAUGUAAUAUGCGUACACAUAUGCGUAUAUUAUAUUUAUAUAUAAUAUACAUAUAUACACCUACACAUGCAUGUACGUCUGAGGCAUUAUAAACAUUUUGUGUCGGCACAUGCAUAUAUAAACACUUUAAAUAAAAUAUAUCUUUUUAUAUUUACGUUUUCACGCAUUUGAAUAUGUAUUUAUAUGUACAUGUACGUUAAAUUGUAUGUACAUGUACACGAAACAAUCUGCAUAAAUAUAUUAUAUAACACAUAUAUACAUAUGUAGAAACAUAUAAUAACUCAAGACCUUAUGUUAAUGAUUUACAUAUGAAAAGAAAUAAAAUAUUUGAAAGGUUGAUUCAUUCAAAAAAUUUUCAAAGUUUAUAUUCGGUUUUUAUCUAAAUUAAGUCCCGUCAAAUAAAACUUGAGAAAAUACCUAUAAAGGUUGGCAAGACAUUUAAUAAAAAAAUAUACAGUUGCUGUAGUUUUCAGUGUUAUACGAAAAUCUAUGACAAAUUUUGCUUUAAAUUUUAAUAAAUUUGACCAAAACUUGUGAAAACUA
This is a messenger RNA of Condylostylus longicornis, 2956 nucleotides long. RefSeq names its product 14-3-3 protein zeta (gene 14-3-3zeta). Gene Ontology annotation, cellular component: cytoplasm. The transcript has 7 exons. Gene Ontology annotation, biological process: signal transduction. NCBI's taxonomy places the organism in Eukaryota, Metazoa, Arthropoda, Insecta, Diptera, Dolichopodidae. The coding region runs from base 297 to 1043 and encodes 248 amino acids. The record is from RefSeq and is a predicted model, not a curated record.